AUGCAACAAGAACAACCAACCAUUCUCGCUCUCGGCGACUCACUCACCAAAGGUUACUACAAUAAUGGAUUUUCAUAUCAUCCAUACGCAAAUCGUCUUUCAUUCCUACUAACAAACAAAUAUCAUGUUGAGCCUUUUGGAGAGAACGGAGAGGAAACACAAGAGAUGAAGGAACGUCUCGAUCAAAUUCUUGAUUAUUAUGCAAAAGAUGCAUUCAAAGGAGUGAUCAUUAUCGGAGGAACAAAUGAUUUGGCUUCUUAUUCAUCCGAUAUGAUUAUUGAGAAUUUAAUUGGGAUGUACAAGAGGUGUUUAGAGUUGGAGAGUUUUGGUUGA
Messenger RNA from Naegleria gruberi, 333 nucleotides. RefSeq lists its product as uncharacterized. The record is from RefSeq and is a predicted model, not a curated record. Bases 1 to 333 code for a protein of 110 amino acids. The transcript has a single exon. Lineage: Eukaryota; Heterolobosea; Eutetramitea; Acrasida; Naegleriidae.